AUGCAUAUCCAAAUUUCAGUUCCAAAUCUUCUUUCCCUCACACACCUCUUUGUGAUCCUAACUCUAUGUGCCUCCUACAAAGAAAACUUAGAUGACUCUUCAAAAUUUUUCACCAACUAUAACCGUGCUGCUGAAAUAGAAAAACAUUGCAGUUCAUAUCUAUCUUUGGCAUCUAAGUUAAGCCCUGAUGCCAAUAGAGGUAACAGAAUCAAGAGAGAACUCUCAUUCACCUAUGGAGAUUGGGAGCAGGAGAAUGGACAUACAACCUUGAUGCCAUUCGACCGAAGCAAUGGUUUCGAGCAGAGUUUAGCCUUAAAACUAGUCUCUUUCAAAGUGAUGGACAUAAGUUCAAUUCAGCACUUUGAAAAUACAGUUAGUCUUGGAGGGAUCAUGUCCAUAGGAAUAUCUGGUCAAGGUUCAUAUUUUCCAACUAAAUCUUCUUCUUCUUUCACAAUGAGGCCUGGCUUAUCUCUUCUCAGAAUUGCUUUUGAAGGUGUAUACUUACAAAGCAAUGAUCAUGAGAAUGGGAAAGAGCAUUUGAUGUGUCUCUUGGGAAACACAACUUUACCUAUACCAGAACCAUUCAAUUAUGAUUGGAAUGACAUGUUUCUUGAUUAUAGUCUCUUACAAGAUGAGCAGAUUCUACUUGUUCUUCGCUACCCUCAAACCUUCAACUUGACAAGAAGGUCCAUAAGAGGCGAAAUGCGAAGUUUACACCAGGAAGGAAGCUUGGCAUAUUUUGAUAAUGUUCAUAUUUCUUCUCAAUUGAAUCGCCAUGCUGUCUAUCAAUUCAGCUCUGAAUCAAAGUCUAGAUCUUGUGAUCCAUAUCCAUACGAACUAGACUUUGCAGCAUAUGGGGCUAAUUCAUUCAAUAAUGGUUCUGAUUUUUGCAGUUUUCUUCAGAAAGUUGCACAACGACCUUUUUACCUUUUUGGAGUUGAAAACUUUAAGCUACUUUUUCAGUACCUUAUCUGUGAGGAAGAAACAGAUAGCAACAAAGUCCAAAGUGCAAGAGUUUCUGCAGUUCUAAGAGCAUUUCCAGCAUCCAUGUCUUUAGAUACAGUGCAAUCAAGAACAGGCCUCUCAAACCAAACUCUAUCUGCAGAAGGAUCAUGGAAUUCCUUAACAGGAAAACUCUGCAUGAUUGGAUGUCAUGGAGUGGUUGAUCCAGGGUUAAACUCAAAGGAAUGCAACUAUCAGAUAUCUUUUCACUUCCCAAGUAUCCUCUCUAUCAAGCAGAGGAGUCUCAUGCUUGGUACUAUACAUAGUACUAGCAACAAUGAUGAAUUAAACAUCUUCUUAUUUCCUUUCUUGCAUUCGCUAAGGCGUCCCACCGAUCUCAAGGGCCUUGACUUGCAUAACACUCCAUACUAUAAUUACUCAAAGGUUGAGCUUGCUGCUGCAAUCAAAAGCAAGAAUCAACACUCAAAGUUGUUCAGCCUUUUCAAGAAAUUGUUCUUCAAGUAUCCAACUCUUGUAGAUGGAGAUGAUAUAAAUCGCCUCUCCAAUAAGCUCAAUGUCUAUGUGAUUGCGAUUCGUCAUCAAUCCUCAAACAAGCAUGAUAGGGUCUAUAUGCAGAUGGAAGUUCUUUCACUUGGUACUUCACAUCAACAUGAAAGAAAAAACAUCUUUGGCAAUCCUCUUCUUAACAUCUCAUUGCAUCUCACUUUAUCUGAAGGUGAAGGGUAUUGGGAUGAAAAUGCAGAUAGCUACCCCUUUUUCUUGGAAGGUGUAUAUGAUCCCUUAGAAGGUGAUAUGCAUCUAAUUGGUUGCAGAAUGUUUUCACAGGGCAUAGAUUGUUUGAUGGAAGUUAAGGUUCAGUAUCCAUCUGAAUCGAUACGAUGGCUUAAGAAUCCUUCAGUUGAAAUGAUCCGUGACAUUUCAAGCCUAUCACUCUCAGAACUCAAAUGA
This is a messenger RNA of Arachis stenosperma, 1911 nucleotides long. RefSeq lists its product as uncharacterized. The transcript has a single exon. The coding region runs from base 1 to 1911 and encodes 636 amino acids. Gene Ontology annotation, cellular component: intracellular membrane-bounded organelle. Lineage: Eukaryota; Viridiplantae; Streptophyta; Magnoliopsida; Fabales; Fabaceae. The record is from RefSeq and is a predicted model, not a curated record.